AUGUCUUGGGUUCCUGCGUUUACCGAUAAAUUAGAACACCCGAUUCCUAUUGUUAAUUUAUUAAAGUCGAAGCAAGCAACUCCGUCUCCUCCUCCUAGACCUAUUACCAUUUCUAUUGUUGGCGCAGGACAAAGAGGAUCUGGCUACGCAUAUUACACCAUACUUGAACCACAAUGGGCAAAAGUAGUCGCUGUUGCUGAACCUGUAGAUAUUCGAAGAAAUAAAAUGGCCAAGGUUCUUAAAGAUUUGAUUUUUGUGAUAAACCAUUUUUUGUUAUAUAAUAUUCCUGAAGAAAAUGUAUUUAAGGACUGGAAAGAACGUCCAAAAUUAAGUGAUGCAGUUGUAAUUGCAACAUUAGAUGAUCUUCACGUUGAACCAGCGGUUGCAUUUGCAAAUAAGAAAUAUAAUAUUUUGCUAGAAAAACCCAUGGCUAUAACAGUUGAAGGUUGUAAGAAGAUUACCAAAGCUGUCACAGAAAAUGAGAAACUUAGUUCAUUCGGUAAUUUGGUUUAUUUUAAUUCAAAAAAUAAACCAAAAGAAGCUGGUGACGCAAAAAAUUGUUUAGAAUGCAAAAUUGAAUCAACAUGCUCUUAUUCAGCAAAAAAAAUUUAUAUUGACAAUGGUUAUAAAAAAGGAGUGGUAUCUUGGCCCGUUAGUGUAGUUACUGAUAUUACUGAUAUUGAAAAUUUAACUAAUGCAUUAAAAAAUGGUCCUUAUGGAAGAUGUGUUUAUGAAUGUGACAAUGAUGUAGCAGAUAAUCAAGUAGUUGAUUUAGAAUUUGCUAAUGGAGAAAUUGAAGGUGAUGGAAUUAAUACUAUUAUGUAUUACAAUUUUUUGACACGAAAAAAAGAAUUGCUAAAACCAUCGGAUAUUCUGGGAGUUAAAGAUUUAGAUGGUCAUGCAGGUGGUGAUUUGUCUUUAAUGAGAGCAUUUAUUUAUUCUAUUGGAGAGUCAUUAUUUGAUUUGAAAGAUACAGUAUAA
Messenger RNA from Dentiscutata erythropus, 981 nucleotides. NCBI's taxonomy places the organism in Eukaryota, Fungi, Glomeromycota, Glomeromycetes, Diversisporales, Gigasporaceae. The record is from the annotation of a GenBank genome assembly.